Daphnia magna is the source of this 3366-nucleotide messenger RNA. It is a transcript of the gene Syt7, whose product is annotated as synaptotagmin-7. Gene Ontology annotation, molecular function: calcium ion binding; phosphatidylserine binding; clathrin binding. Bases 684 to 2228 code for a protein of 514 amino acids. The record is from RefSeq and is a predicted model, not a curated record. Gene Ontology annotation, biological process: regulation of calcium ion-dependent exocytosis; calcium-ion regulated exocytosis; regulation of dopamine secretion. Gene Ontology annotation, cellular component: synapse; axon; membrane. NCBI's taxonomy places the organism in Eukaryota, Metazoa, Arthropoda, Branchiopoda, Diplostraca, Daphniidae. The transcript has 13 exons.
CCCUUUUAUUUGUUCUUAAAAAAUGCAACGAGGGUAAAUGAAACCGACAGACCUUCUCGUCCGACUCCUUCCGCUGAUGACUAGUGAUUGCUCUCGUCUUUUGAGUGAAGCACGAAAAGAGGCUGGCCGACUUGGUGCAUUGCGUAAGCGCAGACCAAUGGCAGGCGGAGCCAGUGAGACUGUACGCUCUCUCAGCUCUCGCUCCCGCACGCAGCUUUUGGGUUCGUCAGGUGUUCUGAAGGCGGAGAACAGAACGGAAGCUCAUUCCCGGCAGUCAGCCACUUCCCGAUUCCGCACGAUUGAACCUUUGGACACGCCACACCGUUUCACCCUGUCAAAUGAGUUUCUCCGUUCGUUGGGCUGGUGGUCCUAGAGAGCACCUGCUACUAAUGGACAACUGGAUGCGGGAUUUUUAAAGUUUGUUGUUCUGGGUGAAGCGAACGUUAAAACAAAAACAAAAAGUGCUUUCCGACAUUGUGUUUCAAUCUGCAAGCAACGACUCCCAAACAGGAUUAUUAAGUUUCACGCGGGAGCCCUCACAGCUAAAGGGUUGUAUUGGCGUACCACCUCCGAACCACACCCGCUCUUUUGCUGCUUGUUAGUCAACGCAUUUCCACCAAAUCAACACCUUCCGCUCCGUUUCCGUUGCACAAAAAGCGGAUCAGGUCUCCAGGCUGGAACAAAUGGAAGGCUCGGAUAUUAUGCUGACUAUCUUUUUGAUCGGCCUGGGUACCCUCUUUUGGGUCGGCCUAAUGGCGGUCGGCUGUUACUGCCUCCACCUACGUCGCAAGCGGCUCCGCUCGCAUCGCGCCAAUCUCGAGGAGGAGGAGAUUAUUUUGCCCGUUCCCAAGAGCCAGCAGCAAUAUUAUGCCAUGGCCAGCCAUGCGUCGUCAUCUUCCGGAUUCACCCGCAAACUCAGAAAUCUCGGUGGUAUUGGAUUCCGCUCGCCCCUCAUCCGCACACGUUCCGUCGGAGCCCAACUCGAUGCGGGAGUCAGUGCGACUCUGCCGCUGUUGACGUCGCGGCCGGCUACGGCCACCGCGACGGCCUCCGCCUCGACCACAUCGACGCCCGUUAACGGCCGGCGAGGCUCCGAUCGUCUCAGGACGGCGGGAAAUUUGAACAUCGGAGCGAGGGCGGUGUCUACAUCCAACAGUUCGACUAACGGCGGACCGUCGGGCAAUGGAAACGCAGUCGGAAAUGGGGCAGCCAACAGCCACUCGCCUGGAGGUUCGGUCCUGGGCGCCGUAGGUGGACCUGUCUCGUCCCUGUCGCCCACCUCGUCCCCAGCGCCGUCCUCUGCAAUGAAUAAGAGCAUUGCCGGCCAGAAACAGGAGCAUCCAUCGAUGGCCUUUUGGCAGAAUCGUUCCAUAUCCCUGGUGGACAUGUACAUCGACAAUUCGGAGCCGACGGAGAACGUUGGCCAGAUCCACUUCAGCCUCGAAUACGAUUUCCAGAACACGACUCUCAUUCUCAAAAUCAUGCAGGGCAAGGAUCUGCCGCCAAUGGACAUGGGCGGCACGUCAGACCCUUACGUACGUGUCACCCUGUUGCCGGACAAGAAGCACCGGCUAGAGACCAAGAUCAAGAGAAGGACGCUCAACCCACGCUGGAACGAGACAUUCUACUUUGAAGGAUUCCCCAUCCAGAAAUUGCAAAGCCGAGUACUGCACCUGCACGUCUUCGAUUACGACCGAUUCUCACGUGACGAUUCGAUUGGUGAAGUCUUUCUGCCUCUUUGUCAGGUGGAUUUUUCGGAGAAGCCCGUCUUCUGGAAGGCACUCAAACCGCCGCUAAAAGACAAAUGCGGUGAAUUGCUCGUCUCCCUUUGUUACCAUCCCACUAAUUCGACGCUGACUUUGAUCGCCCUUAAAGCCCGCAAUCUCAAAGCGAAGGACAUUAACGGCAAAUCGGAUCCUUACGUCAAGGUGUGGCUCUACUUUGGCGAAAAGCGGGUCGAGAAACGUAAGACGCCCGUCUACAAGUGCACCCUGGAGCCGGUGUUUAACGAGACGUUCACCUUCAACGUGCCGUGGGAAAAGAUCCGCGAAUGUUCCUUAGACGUGCGCGUCAUGGAUUUCGACAACAUCGGCCGCAACGAACUCAUUGGCCGCAUUUCCCUAACUGGUAAGAACAGUACGGGUGCCUCGGAGACCAAACAUUGGCAAGAUAUGAUCACGAAGCCACGUCAGGCCGUGGUCCAGUGGCACCGUUUGAAACCAGAAUGAAGCAAUUGUGGGGCGGUGGACGUGCGCAAGCCAAUUGACGAAUGAAACGGAAGAAAAGAAACAAAAGGCAUGAACACACACAAAUCAUGACACAAAUCUUCUAUACACUUUCAGUUUUUUUGUUUUCUAGUUUAUUCUUUAUUUCAAACGACCUCAUAAAAAGCGUCUUACGAUCUAUUUUGUUGAUCGAAAUGGCUUCGUUCACGACUCAAGACUGAAAUUCGCCGUGCAACGGAUAUUAAAAGAGAAGAUUGGCAAAUUUUGUUUCUUUCUAGUAUGGUUGCCCGUCUUUCUUUUUGUUCACUUUGAGCUUUUUCUUCGUUUGAAAUGGUUUUUCUUUUACAAACCAAAAACGGGGGUGGGGGGGAGGAAAUAUUGACGACAUUUCUGUCCUUUUACGGUCGUAUUAUUCUUUUUAUUUUUGCUACGUUAGAGCAAGACUUUGUCGAGAUGACAUCCCUUCACUAUGAUCAAUUAAAAACACACACAAAAAAAGAUGAUCUGAUUUAACCAAGAGAAAAAAAAGAACUAUUGAUAUGAAAAAUGUAUUUGUCGACAGAAAGAAGAAAAAGAAGACAUAAUAGUGACAAAAGUAUAUUUAUCAAAUCAUCCCAUAUAUGCACGGUGACAAAUUUAUACAUUUAGUGUGUGUGCGUGUGUGUGACUUGUUGCCAACGUCGACUGUAGAUUUGAUUUUCGUCUUUUAUGUAUUAUUGACUGUGGAUUAUUAUUAUAAUUUUUUUUUUUAUAUACCGAAAAAAAAAUAAUCAAGUUACUAGCAAAACACUACAAAAAUGCUACCAGAACCCCUUUUCCACUCUAGAAAUCCUUGGGCCCAUCUUUAAUUUUCGGUUCAAUUCUUCUGUUCAUUUUUAUUAAAUAUUAUUAUUGCUCGUUGGAUCUUCUGUCGUGAAGUAGUUUCUACCACACGAAAUCCCACCCGCGCCCUCGUUGCCCUUAGUCUCUCGUCUCAUCUUUCGCUUUCCUACGUCUGUCGUGUCUGAACGAUGCGAUGACAAAAUUGAUCCUCUGUGUUUGUAUCCCCUGUUCAAUGUAUAGAGAAAACCCAUCCAUAACCUUUCAUACCAGAAAUUGAAGAAAAGAGAUGAAGAAAUACACAAAAAUUAUACCAUGUAAA